AUGAGUCUGACAAAAUAUGAUGGAAAUAUUCAUCCGGAUGAAUGGAUAAAUAAUAUUCACAAUUAUUUUAUGUUGAAUAAUGGUAAGUAUGGAUACGAUAUUAACAUGUUAGUGGAUACUACUAUUAACAUCCCAACUAGAAAUUAUGGCAUUGAAGAAAUUCGUAAGGCACUUAAAGAGGAUGUUUCGUUUUCAAUAUUCAAAAACGCAAACAAAAGAAAAUUGCAAUUAUUAAAAUAUAUUCCCGAAAGAGAAGGCGGUGAUACUUUAAAAUUUAUUUCAAAUUUUCGUAAAAUGUGUUAUAAUGCUGAAAUUGAUUUGGAAGGGCAAAAGAAAUACCUUUACCAAUCACUUCCAAAUAGCUAUUUUUUGACCGAAUUUUUUAAGAGAAAAGAAGCCUUUAAUUCUACGGAUGAAUUGAUCAAGGGAUUUGAGGAAAUCAUUAUAGAUGAAUCGAAUUUAAUUAGGAAUGAAUCUAUCAUAGCUUUAAAGCAUGUUGUUACAGGAAGAUACUUGAGUUCAAUUGAAGGUAUUUGUUAUGCGACUGGGAGCAAAAGUCAAGCGGUUUUUGUAGGUAAUUUAGAGCUUGAACCGAAUGGGAUGUGGAUAAUCAAAAUUCAUAAUCCGCAUUUUACUAAUAAAGAACUAGCUUCUUAUACUAAUAAUACUACGAUAAGUUUGCAACACAAAAGUUCUAAUAAGUUUCUUGGAAUUCAUGCUUUUAAAUCGCAAGGCGGUUUAUACCUCGGUAGCCCCGCUCCUAACUCUCCAUCAACCGGGCACACAGAAGAUGCAAGAUGGAGUUUUGGUAAAAGUAAAUUAGAAAAUAAUCAAGGAUAUUUAAAACCAAACGAUAUUAUUAACCUUAGUACUACUGUGCAAAAACAAAAAGGAUGUAUUUUACAAUCUUUACGUAGUCAUGAUUUUCAGUUUAAUGUAGAAGACGAUUCUUUUCAAGAAGUUGUUUGUCACAACGAAAGAUUAGGCGGAAAUGAUGAAGUACGUCAAUAUUAA
This is a messenger RNA of Funneliformis geosporum, 1014 nucleotides long. NCBI's taxonomy places the organism in Eukaryota, Fungi, Glomeromycota, Glomeromycetes, Glomerales, Glomeraceae. The record is from the annotation of a GenBank genome assembly.